GAUGAUAGACGACCCCGUCCACGUGAUGAGACGCGUCGUGAACAACCAAAAAGAAAUGACGAACGCAAAGCUCCUGUCAAAUCAAGUGCCGAAAUUUGGGACAGUGAAAUAAACUCUAGAGCAGAAAAACGAAAGGGUGUGCAAAGAGAAAAUCGUGAUGCGACCCGGCAAUCUGAUAGGACACAGGAUCAUACUGAUCGGCGUAAUAAUUCAUAUUCCCGCGAUCGGAAAGACCAGCGCGACCAACGAGACCAAGACAAGCCCGACCAACGUAAUAGAAAUGAACGUAAUCGUACGGAUCAACGUGAGCGUAUGGAUCGUCGAGAUUGCACGGAGCCACGCGAGGGCAAUGAUCGUCGUGACAGAUUUACUGUAGGUACAUUAAGCCUUGGAGUAGAUCGCCGACGGUACAACGACACUCGUCGCGGUGAUGCGUCUUCAAGACGUUGUAGCCAUGGUGGAACACGCGGGAUGCGUGGUCGUGGUCGUGGACGUGUGAUAAAUAGUGGAAAACCCGUAGGAAAAGCUGGUGCAGCAUCAAAGAUUGAUGAUGAAAAUGAUUCCGAAGAUUACCACAGUGCUCUUUCGUCAGUUGAUUUUGACGAGUCGGAUUCCGAAGAAGUGUUUGAUAAGCAAGAUGACGGACGAAGAGAUGACAAGAGGCCAACUCGAUCGUAUUACUAUCACUAUUAUUUGAGUAGUUGA
Molecule: messenger RNA, 705 nt
Organism: Paramuricea clavata
Lineage: Eukaryota; Metazoa; Cnidaria; Anthozoa; Malacalcyonacea; Plexauridae
Source: the annotation of a GenBank genome assembly